CAAAUCCGCCCUGACCGUGCAGUUCGUGACCGGCACCUUCAUCGAGAAAUACGACCCCACCAUCGAGGACUUCUACCGCAAGGAGAUCGAGGUGGACUCGUCGCCGUCGGUGCUGGAGAUCCUGGACACGGCGGGCACCGAGCAGUUCGCGUCCAUGCGGGACCUGUACAUCAAGAACGGCCAGGGCUUCAUCCUCGUCUACAGCCUCGUCAACCAGCAGAGCUUCCAGGACAUCAAGCCCAUGCGGGACCAGAUCAUCCGAGUGAAGCGGUAUGAGAAAGUGCCAGUCAUCUUGGUCGGGAACAAAGUGGACCUGGAAAGCGAGAGAGAAGUGUCAUCCAACGAAGGCAGAGCCCUUGCCGAAGAGUGGGGCUGCCCCUUCAUGGAAACCUCGGCGAAGAGCAAGACGAUGGUGGACGAGCUCUUUGCUGAGAUCGUGAGGCAGAUGAACUAUGCGGCACAGCCCGACAAGGACGACCCAUGCUGUUCUGCAUGUAACAUACAAUAGCGGUGACAUCGGGCCGUCCUGGUCCCCAGCCGCCCCUGACCACUGGCCAUGCGCACCUCGUCUGCUCCACUGCGAGCCUGCAGGAUGUGGGGGCCGGUCUGCAGUGAAGCCGCAGCGCUUGCCCCGAGUUGAGCCGUGGUUGUCAGUUGAUAUCUCUGAGUAACAUUUGGGUCCAGUAACUCCCAUUGUCACCAUUGUCCUCAGUCUUCUCUAGGCACCUGCAACUCCAGGCCUAGCCAGUCCGUCGACAGGGUGAUCUCCUUGGAAAGCUACGCUGGCAUCGUCACUGAGUUGACCGAAGCCACUGUUGUAGAUGUUAAACAUAAUCAUGGGAGAGAAACUAGAAGAAUGCCCGUGACCACUUACAAUUGAAAUAUUUUGUCGUCUUUGAAAAAAAAAAA
Molecule: messenger RNA, 909 nt
Organism: Vicugna pacos (alpaca)
Lineage: Eukaryota; Metazoa; Chordata; Mammalia; Artiodactyla; Camelidae
Gene: RAP2A
Product: RAP2A, member of RAS oncogene family
Biological process (GO): Rap protein signal transduction
Cellular component (GO): membrane
Molecular function (GO): GTP binding; GTPase activity
Source: RefSeq, a predicted model, not a curated record